UUUGCCAGGUGUGGCAUGAAGAGAUGCCAUGCAGGAGAGAAAAGAAGCGUUCCAGAAGGAAAGCCAGUUUGCUGCUACCAAUGUGACCCUUGUCCAGAAGGAACCAUUUCUAAUCAGACAGAUGCAGCUCGCUGUGACCCCUGCCCAGAAAACCAAUAUCCCAACAAUGUAAAGAACCACUGCAUUGCCAAGAAGAUCCACUUCCUAGCAUAUGAAGAGACCCUGGGAUACUCUUUAGCAUCUAUUGCUCUUUUCCUCUCUCUGACCACAUCUGCAGUUCUGGUGAUUUUCCAUAAAAAUCACAACACACCAAUUGUUAAGGCCAACAACCGAGAUCUCACCUACGUCCUCCUGGUCUCCCUCCUGCUCUGCUUCCUCUGCUCCUUCCUCUUUAUUGGAAAACCCAGGAAGCUCACCUGUCUCUUCCGACAAACUGCCUUUGCCAUUCUCUUUUCCCUUGCAGUUUCCUCGGUCUUGGCAAAAACUGUCAUGGUGGUUUUGGCCUUCAUGGCCACCAAGCCAGGGAACAAGACAAGGAAACUCUUAGGAAAACCUCUGACGAACUCCAUUGUCAUAGCCUGUCCCCUGGUCCAAGUACUUCUUUGUGCCACCUGGCUGGUCACCUCCCCUCCAUUGCCCAACUUUGACUUCCACUCUUUAGUAGGAGAGGCCAUCUUGGAAUGUAAUGAAGGUUCAGCUUUAAUGUUUUAUGUUGUUCUCAUCUACCUGGGUGUUCUGGCCCUCAUCAGUUUCUCUGUAGCCUUUUUGGCUAGGAAAUUGCCUGACAGCUUUAAUGAAGCCAAGUUCAUUACUUUCAGCAUGCUGGUCUUUUGCAGUGUUUGGAUCACCUUCCUCCCCACUUACCUGAGCACCAAAGGGAAGUCCAUGGUGGCCGUGGAGAUCUUCUCCAUCUUGGCCUCUGGGGCUGGUCUCUUGGCUUGCAUCUUUUUCCCCAAAUGCUACAUUAUCCUAUUUAAACCCAAUCUCAAUUGUAGAGAGAAUAUAAUGAGGCACAAGGAUCUCUGAUUAUAAUCUCUGAUUAUAAAUAUGAAACAUUUAAAAUGAUACCCAACCUACACACAGGUGACUCCAGCUGGAUUACAACAUUAAAAAUCACAACAUAAAAACCCAUUAAAAUGCCUCAUUCCACCCUCAUUUACGCAGGGAUUAUGAGAUUUCAUUUUGAUUUUGGACAUUUUUCAAAUUCAUCUCAUUUCUUUAAAAAAGAGGAAAUGAUGGAGGACUUGUCCCUUAAACAAUUGGAAAUCAAGUGAUGUGAGUAAUCUCAGAAUGUCUGUUAAUCUGCAACAAUCACCCCCUUUUUUCAUUAAUGCUAGUUGUCCCAAAGAUCAACUUGAUAAUAAACAUUGAUAGUGUAUAUCUGGAUAUUAGUUUCCAAAAUGAUAGUUUCCCAUUUUAUUAAUUUUAAUCAAAAUAUAUAUUUAAGAAUAUAUUGGGUUUGUUUCACUCUCAGUGUUUUUAAGCUUGUUUCUUUCCACUUCCUGAGGCUUCACUGAAUUUCCUACUGACUUUUUCUUUCAAUUGACUAUUAGAGGGGUUUUUUUUAAUUCUAACAUUGAAAUGAGCUGUAUUGUUUUAUUCUCUAUUAACUUAAUUGAGAAACAUACUUUGUUAAUAAACAAGAU
Messenger RNA from Pantherophis guttatus, 1646 nucleotides. NCBI's taxonomy places the organism in Eukaryota, Metazoa, Chordata, Lepidosauria, Squamata, Colubridae. The record is from RefSeq and is a predicted model, not a curated record.